AAAUUAAAUGAAAAUGAAAAAAUUUAAAAUAUUUCUAAAUGUUUAUCUCACCAUAUUAAUAAGCAUAUCCUGGUGCGCCGCGGAGGAUAUUGUGCUAAAAUGCGAUGAAUACAAUACGAAUAUUGGUGGCAUGGAGAAAUUCUGUACGGUAUCGGGUUUCCAAGUGACACACUCGCAAAAUGUUAAAAUACCGCCCUAUGUCAAGGCGAAUCAAACGAAUUUUAUGAAAUUUUACAAUUCCGUUCUCUUGGAUAUACCAGCAAAAUUAUUUGAUGUCUUCAGUAGUUUGAAAACUUUGGAUGUCUCAAACACCGAAAUAGAGGAUAUAUCACGUAAUACCUUUACAUCGGCCAGCACACUGACCACUUUGAAUUUAAGCCACAAUCAUAUAGAGAAAAUCAAUACUUCGGUGUUUGUGGGUGCUCACAAUUUAAUGCGUCUCGAUCUGAGCUACAAUAAGUUACAUACAUUGGGCUCUUUGGCCUUUCGUGGUCUCACCAAUAUGAACAAAGUGAUAUUGUCCAAUAAUUUAUUGUCUGUUAUACCAGAGGAUUUAUUUUUUGAGAAUACCUACAUGGAUGCCGUUUACUUGGACAACAAUCAAUUGGAAUUCAUUAAACCGGAAGUGUUUUAUCAUCUGAGACAUAUAAGGGAUUUGAAUUUAAGCAACAAUCGUUUGAAAUCAUUUGAUCCUCAGACAUUUCAACAUUCCUAUGGACCGGAAGUGUUAUUAUUGGCCCGCAAUCAGCUGGAAGAGUUUAGUUUGUGCAACAAAACCAUCACCAAGAAAUUAGAUUUGGAUUCGAAUAGAUUGACGUCAUUGGCGGUGAAUGGCACCAACUUCUUAUCGGCCAUAAACAAUUCCAUCUCAGAUGUUAAAGUUUUUAAUGGACAAAGUGUUAAUGUGCUCUUAUUGCGCAGCAAUAAUUUAACUGAUAUUAGAAAUAUUACUUUAUUGACGCAUUUAACGGAACUGGAUUUAUCCUUUAAUCCAGUGGGCACACCCAACAUUAGCACUUUUCAGAAUCAAGAGCGUUUAACUAUUUUGAAUUUAAAAGCCACUGGCAUAAAGAAAUUAACAUUUGGCAUGUUUGCCAAGCUGGUGAUGCUGGACAACUUGGAUUUGUCUUACAACAAUUUGUCAGACUUAAAUCUGGACAUUUUUGUGCCCGCCAAUGCCAAUAUCCGAUCAUUUUUUAUGGAUGCCAAUAAUCUCACCGAAAUUCAAGGCAAAUACACUUUUGCCAAGGCCUUUCCCCAGCUAAUCGAAUUGGGCAUUUCCCUAAAUCGCUUCAACUGCUCCUACCUGCAUUGGCUACUCAUCAAGCCUCAGCUGACAGACUACACCAUUUUGCACAUAGAACAUGAUGACAGUGCCAAAGAGACCACUCACAUACGUGAUGUUACCUGCAUCAGCCAUGUCCAGGAUGAGCUGCAACAGGCCGAACAUGAUUUGGAAUCAUCGAAAAAUUUCCAACAAAUCCUAAAAACUUCGAUGGACACUAUGGCCGUACAUGCCCAACAAAUGCAAAAGUAUCUGCUGGUCAUGUCCAUCACACUGACCUGUUUCAUUGUUGUGCUGUGCACUGUGUGCUUGAUAACGGCCGUUCAGUAUUGGCGCACACAACGGGCGAAGUACUUUCAACGUCGAGGCGGUGCUAUUGUUUUUCAUUCGAAUGCAACUGUCAACACACAUGUGGAGCAGUAGUAAAACUAUCUUUGGGUUCCAUGUCUUUUUUUUAUAAAUUUUUCGUUCGUUUUCUUUUUGUGUGCUUUGACCAACGAAUUUCAUCAUAAAUAAUCACGAUUAAUGUAGACGUAAUUUUAUUUUUAUCAUCAUUAAGUUUGGAUUAAUUAGUAAUUGGAGUGUCUAAAUGUUGCAAAGCAGUAUAUGUAUAUUUUUGUUUAACAAAGUCCGUCUUCAUUGCCUUGUUCGCCUUGGUGUGCUCAGCUUAUGCUAAACCCGCUGUUUUCGCUGCUGCCCCCGUUGUAGCCGCCGCUCCAGCUGGUGUUGUUACCGCUACUAGCUCCCAAUAUGUGGCCC
Molecule: messenger RNA, 2044 nt
Organism: Calliphora vicina (urban bluebottle blowfly)
Lineage: Eukaryota; Metazoa; Arthropoda; Insecta; Diptera; Calliphoridae
Product: larval cuticle protein F1-like
Exons: 2
Coding region: 8-1708 (566 amino acids)
Molecular function (GO): protein binding
Source: RefSeq, a predicted model, not a curated record